UGCCCAAAGACGGGUAACGCACGUAAGGAAAAGAAGCCGACGAUGUUGAUGCCCUCGCUCUUCCUUUGGGAUGUCCAUUGCAGCUGUAUUAGCUCAGAGCUAUGGCUUGACUCUUGAGUGCUUCAAAGGAAUUAAAGUUGUCUUCUUCUCUCUUGGACUCCAUUCUCGACACAAGUGACAUAAAUAAUUUGGCGUUUCUCCUCUCUUCAAGCUCACUGGUUUUGCUCAUCUGUUCAUCUUCAAGUGUAUAGUCGGCCCAGGGUAAACAUCCGUCCUGGCUACGCCCCUAAAAGCACCAGACGUCCGCGCCUCCUCCCGCCACAAGCUGAAGCACACAAAAGAUUCCGACUUGGGCACUUGGGGAGUUGGCUACUUUCGACUUCAGCCUGGUUGGUGAUGGCAAAAAAUAAGACAGGGCCCCUGGCUUUGAAGAAUUGAGUGUUCACCUGCCAUAGCAGUCAUCUUGCGCCAAAGUCGUCCAGAACCUAUUUCAAGUCUUCAUCUUCCGAGCAAUGUCACGUAUUUGCGUGAAGAAUUUACCGAAGUAUGUUGCAGAGGACCGCCUCCGAGAAUUCUUCUCCGAGAAAGGAGAAGUUACUGAUGCCAAGCUCAUGCGCACCCCAGAUGGGAAGAGUAGACAGUUCGCAUUCGUUGGAUUUAGGAUGGAGCAAGAAGCUGACGAAGCAAUCAAGUACUUCAAUAGGUCUUUCCUUGAUACUUGUCAAAUUACUUGCGAGAUUGCCAGGAAACUUGGUGAUCCAAAUGCCCCACGUCCAUGGAGUCGGCACUCAAUAAAAAAGGAAGAGAAACUAAGUGCGGCUGACAUGGAGAUAACUUCGUCAAGAAAUAAAAAGUUUAAGGGGUUAAAAGAGGACAAUAAGCAUAGAAUAGAGGAAAGUGAAAAUGAUGACCCUCAACUUCAAGAGUUCCUCCAGGUCAUGCGGCCUCGAAGUAAAUCUAAGAUGUGGGCAAAUGACUCAACUAUAGCCCUCUCUCUCUCGGACAAUAAAAAGUCAAGUGAAAAGAAAUGUCAAAUGCAGGAGGAAACUAAAGCCAACACGAGUAUUGUCAAAAUUGAUCCAGAUGUGGAUUAUUUCAAAAGAAGAGUGAAGGACUGGUCAGAUUCAGAAGGUGGUGAAGAAGAUGAAGAAGAUGAUGGUGAUGAUGAUAGUAAAAGCAAUGAAGACUGCAAUAAGGAUGUUGAAACUUCAUUUAGAAAGAGCGGUGAUGAUAUAGAUGCCCUUGCGUGUGGUGAUAACAAAAAGGAGAGAAGUGAAAGUAGCGAUGAAAUGUUUGAAUUAGGCGAUCAUAUAUCUAAAAAAGAUGAAGAAGUUUUUGACGGGCGGCGCCUGUAUAUCCGCAACUUGCUUUAUGCUACAACGGAAGAAGAACUAGAAGAGCAUUUCAGCAAAUAUGGCAAGGUUUCACAAGUUCAUAUUGUUGUAGAUAAAGAAGCAAGAAGGUCAAAAGGGGUUGCAUAUGUUCUAUACACUCUUCCAGAAUCUGCAGCUAGGGCAUUAGAAGAGUUGGAUGGUUUGACAUUUCAAGGAAGAUUGUUGGAUGUUAUGCCGGCAAAGCAAAAACUUUCUGCUUAUAGCAAAAAGGUAAAUGGAUCUGGGAAACUAUCACUUCAAACAUUGAAACAUCAGAGACUGGAAAACAGGAAGACAGCUGAAGCAAGUGGAAAUACACAAUCAUGGAAUGCUUUGUUCAUGCGCCCAGAUACAGUUAUGGAAAGCAUUGCAAGGAGACUAGGUGUUAGUAAAUCUGAUCUUCUGGAUAAAGAAGCCUCUGAUCUUGCUGUACGUAUAGCCUUGGGAGAAACUAAAGUCAUCGCUGAUACAAAACAAUGUUUAGUGAAAGCUGGAAUAAAUGUUUCUUCUCUAGAGGAAUUUGCUGCUGGAAAAUCUGACAGAAACAAAAGAAGCAACCAUGUUAUACUAGUAAAGAACUUGCCCUACAGAUCAUCGGAAAGUGAACUUGCAAAUAUGUUUGGGAAAUUUGGAGGCAUAGAUAAAAUUAUUCUUCCUGCAACUAAAACUUUAGCUUUGGUGGUGUUCCUUGAACCAGCUGAAGCACGUGCAGCAUUCAAUGGUUUAGUCUACAAACGUUACAAAGAUGUACCAUUGUAUUUGGAAUGGGCUCCCGACAACAUUCUUGAUCCAACGAGUGAUUCAAGUAAUUCUAUGAUUGCUGGUGAGCAAGAUGUCAAGAAAGUUUUACUAGAGCAGCAAGUGCAGGGUACAAUAGAUACUGAUGUUGAUCCUGACAGAAUUGAGUCAAGAUCACUUUAUGUGAAGAACUUGAACUUCACAACAUCCGAUGAGAGCUUGAAAAAACAUUUCGUUGGAAACAUGAAUAAUGGUGAAAUACGGAGUGUCAGGGUUAAAAAGCGUACAAAAAAUGGAAAGGUUGUUUCAAUGGGUUUUGGAUUUAUUGAGUUUGAUUCUGUGGAUACUGCAAUACAUGUGUGCAAGGAUUUGCAGGGAACUGUUUUAGAUGGCCAUGCGCUAAUUUUGCAACUUUGUCAUGCUAAGAAGGAUGAACAAGUACCAAGCAAAGUUGGCAAGGACAAGAGUUCAACAAAAUUGCUUGUGAGAAAUGUUGCAUUUGAGGCAACAGAGAAAGAACUUAGGAAAUUAUUCGAUCCAUUUGGCCAGAUCAAGAGCUUAAGGCUGCCAAUGAGGUCUGGGAGCCAUAGAGGCUUUGCAUUUGUAGAAUUUGUAACGAAGCAAGAAGCUCAAAACGCCUUUGAAGCCCUUUCUAGUACUCACUUUUAUGGUCGUCAUUUGGUUUUGGAAAGAGCAAAAGUAGGAGAGACCUUGGAGGAACUACGAGCUCGCACAGCUGCCCAUUUCGCUGGUGAGCACAAUGACUUCCAGCCUUCAGAGAAAUUAUCAAAGAAAAGGAAACUUAUGGCUUUAGACAGUAGUUAAGUUGUGAGAGAAUAAAGGAUUAGAUGGCGGUCUUUUAAUAGGUUACGUUAUUUAUUAUCUUAAUCCUCGUGCCGUCGUGCGUACCGUUUGUAAGUGAUAAAACCUGGAAUUAUUCUUAACAAAUUUUGGUUUAAAAUUACAAUACUUUUUUCUUCAAAUUGUCUCGGUUUGAAAAGUUGGUGGUAUUUGAUAGUAAUAUGAAGUAGUAAUAGUUUCAUAAA
Molecule: messenger RNA, 3157 nt
Organism: Cuscuta epithymum
Lineage: Eukaryota; Viridiplantae; Streptophyta; Magnoliopsida; Solanales; Convolvulaceae
Source: the annotation of a GenBank genome assembly